Molecule: messenger RNA, 1864 nt
Organism: Capsella rubella
Lineage: Eukaryota; Viridiplantae; Streptophyta; Magnoliopsida; Brassicales; Brassicaceae
Product: beta-glucosidase BoGH3B
Exons: 9
Coding region: 1-1851 (616 amino acids)
Biological process (GO): glucan catabolic process
Molecular function (GO): beta-glucosidase activity
Source: RefSeq, a predicted model, not a curated record
AUGGUUGACAAUGAAAAGUCAUGCGUUUACAAGAACCGGGACGCACCUGUGGAGGCGCGUGUGAAGGACCUUCUUUCCCAGAUGACUCUGCCUGAGAAAGUCGGUCAGAUGACUUUGAUCGAAUGCAGCGUCGCUUCUCAGGCCGUCAUUAAAGAUUACUCCAUCGGUGGUCUACUGAACCGAGCAGGAAAUUGGCCAUUCGAGGAUGCAAAGUCGUCCUAUUGGGCGGAUAUGAUCGACGGCUUUCAGCGAUCAGCAUUAGAGUCGCGUUUAGGAAUUCCGAUCAUCUAUGGCAUAGACGCCGUUCACGGCAACAAUGACGUCUAUGGUGCUACCAUCUUUCCCCAUAACAUUGGUCUCGGCGCCACCAGGGAUGUAGAUUUGGUCAGAAGAAUUGGAGCUGCAACAGCACUUGAAGUAAGAGCUUGCGGUGCUCACUGGGCGUUUGCUCCCUGCGUUGCAGUAUUGAAAGAUCCGAGAUGGGGAAGAUGCUAUGAGAGUUAUGGUGAAGUUGCUCAAAUUGUUUCGGAGAUGACUUCACUUGUCUCGGGUCUACAAGGCGAGCCACCCAAAGAACACACAAAUGGUUACCCUUUUCUUGCAGGAAGAAAAAACGUGGUUGCGUGUGCCAAGCACUUUGUUGGAGAUGGUGGUACCAAUAAGGCCAUAAAUGAAGGAAACACCAUUUUGCCGUACAAAGACUUAGAGAGGAAACACAUUGCUCCUUACAAGAAAUGUAUUUCUCAAGGACUAUCUACCGUUAUGGCCUCUUACUCCAGUUGGAAUGGAGAUAAACUUCAUUCCCACCAUUUUCUCUUAACGGAAGUUCUCAAACAAAAACUCGGUUUCAAGGGAUAUGUAGUUUCAGACUGGGAAGGUUUGGACCGGCUUAGCGAUCCACCGGGUUCAAACUACCGCAACUGCGUCAAAAUGGGGAUUAAUGCUGGAAUCGAUAUGGUGAUGGUACCUUUCAAGUAUGAAAAGUUCACAAAUGACCUUAUAGAUUUGGUGGAGUCAGGGGAAGUAUCGAUGGCUCGUAUUGAUGACGCUGUUGAAAGGAUACUCAGAGUGAAGUUCGUUGCAGGGCUCUUUGAAUAUUCUCUUGCAGAUCGAACUUUGUUACCUACUGUAGGUUGCAAGGUGAGCUUUCUUGAACAUAGAGAAUUGGCGCGUGAAGCGGUUAGAAAGUCGUUAGUUCUGCUAAAAAACGGCAAAUAUGCGCGAUUUCUGCCGUUAAAUUGCAAUGCCGAGAGAAUCCUAGUGGUUGGAACGCAUGCGGAUGAUCUUGGAUAUCAAUGCGGUGGAUGGACAAAGACAAUGUAUGGUCAAAGCGGAAGGAUCACAAAUGGCACAACGCUUUUGGAUGCCAUAAAAGCAACCGUUGGAGACGAAACCGAAGUAAUCUAUGAGAAAACCCCAUCAGAGGAAACCUUAGCCGCGCGAAAGAGUUUUUCUUAUGCAAUUGUUGCGGUGGGGGAGUUGCCCUAUGCAGAGACUAUGGGGGAUAACUCAGAACUCAUAAUACCAUUGAAUGGUAGCGAGAUUAUAACCGCGGUUGCAGAGAAAAUCCCGACUCUAGUGAUCUUGUUCUCAGGACGGCCUAUGUUUCUUGAGCCGCAAGUUCUUGAAAAGGCAGAGGCUCUGGUUGCUGCUUGGCUACCUGGUACUGAAGGGCAAGGGAUGGCUGAUGUAAUAUUCGGAGAUUAUGAGUUCCAAGGGAAGUUACCAGCGAGCUGGUUCAAAAGCGUAGACCAGCUGCCGCUUGACAUUGAAUCAAAUGGGUAUCUCCCAUUGUUUCCUCUUGGUUUUGGUCUCGGUCAUGACUCCGUGGAGAACUCUAACACAGUUUGAACUUGCUGUUGAA